This is a messenger RNA of Lytechinus pictus (painted urchin), 2943 nucleotides long. RefSeq names its product phenylalanine--tRNA ligase alpha subunit-like. Gene Ontology annotation, cellular component: cytoplasm; cytosol; phenylalanine-tRNA ligase complex. Bases 36 to 1208 code for a protein of 390 amino acids. The transcript is spliced from 11 exons. NCBI's taxonomy places the organism in Eukaryota, Metazoa, Echinodermata, Echinoidea, Temnopleuroida, Toxopneustidae. The record is from RefSeq and is a predicted model, not a curated record. Gene Ontology annotation, molecular function: phenylalanine-tRNA ligase activity; ATP binding; tRNA binding. Gene Ontology annotation, biological process: phenylalanyl-tRNA aminoacylation.
CUGUUCCGAAUGCUAAAAUAGGAUUUAGCAAGGCAAUGUCGGCAGGAUGGUUGGAGGUCAACAAGAAAUGUCAAGGUGGUCCAAGAGUUCUGAGAAAGGUCUCCUCCAUAGAAGAUAAAGUACAGUUACAGCUCCAACGAAUCAGACAGGGGAACGUAGAAACAAUAACAGAUAAAGAGAGGGCAGAACUAAAGAAGAGAAAACUCAUUACUGAAGUGACAAGAAAUACUUUCUUGAUCAAGAAGGGAGAAGAGUUCAGCACAAAAAUUCAGAAACCAGAGACCGAUCUUACUCCUGAUAUGAUCAUGAAAGGAACAUGGAAGGAUCAUAAAUUCAAGGAUUAUAACUUUGAAGCUCUUGGGGUCACGAUCCCGUCAGGUCACCUUCAUCCACUUCUCAAGGUCAGGUCACAGUUCAGACAAAUCUUCUUGGAAAUGGGAUUUACCGAGAUGCCCACCAAUAAUUUCAUCGAGAGUUCUUUCUGGAACUUCGAUGCUCUCUUCCAACCCCAACAACAUCCAGCAAGAGAUAGCCAUGAUACAUUCUUUAUCAAAGAUCCUGCUAAUGCCACGCAGUUUCCCAUGGACUAUCUUGAGAGGGUAAAGACAGUACAUUCCAAGGGAGGCUAUGGCUCACAGGGAUACCAGUAUGACUGGAAGAUAGAGGAAGCUCGGAAGAACAUACUGAGAACACAUACCACUGCUGUCAGUACAAGGAUGCUGUAUAAACUAGGACAACAGGAGACAUUCACACCAGUAAAGUACUUCUCAAUCGAUCGAGUCUUCAGGAACGAGAGUUUGGAUGCCACCCAUUUAGCUGAGUUCCAUCAGGUCGAAGGACUAGUUGCCGAUUAUAAUUUAACUCUAGGUGACCUGAUUGGCGUCAUUUAUGAGUUUUUCAAGAAACUAGGCAUGUACAAGUUGCGUUUCAAGCCGGCCUUCAACCCCUACACAGAGCCCAGCAUGGAGAUCUUCGGCUACCAUGAAGGACUGAAGAAGUGGGUGGAGCUUGGUAACUCGGGAGUCUUCAGACCGGAGAUGCUGCUUCCAAUGGGUCUACCGGAGGAUGUGGUAGUCAUCGCGUGGGGGCUGUCAUUAGAAAGACCAACCAUGAUCAAGUAUGGAAUGGACAACAUCCGCGACCUCUUCGGACCUCGGGUCAACCUACAGAUGGUGUAUGAUAAUCCUAUAUGUAGACUAGAUAAAUAAGUAAAUAAAAUAUAUAGUACAAUUAUAAACAUCCUUACAGAAAGAUGAUACUUCUUCCAUUGUAUUUUGUGUAGAACGUGAAAAGAAGCUAUUCCUUUUGUUUUCAGUGUUGUAAAUCUCAACUCGAGGGGCCUGUUAACACAAAGCCUAGCAAUCAUUGUAGAAAAAUAUAUUUAUGAUUGAUUGCAUUGACUACAAUGUACAAUCAGUCGUGAAAGAUCAAGCGUAAGAUCUAUCGCUAACCUUUGUGUUAUUGGUCCCAAGAGAGCAUUACAUGAAGAGAUUUUACCACUGAUUUUCACCGACAACUGUUAUUAGCUAUUGAAAAUCCUUGCAUCUGAUUGGCUAAGAGCAAGUUAGUGAGUGAAAAUCACUGACACGACUCCAUGGAAUGCUCCCUAGCUUUGGAGCAAGAAAAUUUCCAUGAAACUGAAUAAACGUACUGGUAGAUUAUAAUUUUAUCUGCCUUGUACAGGGGGGGGCAUCAUUGUCUAGUGGUUAUGACUCUCGUCUUUCAAUCUGAGGGAUGCGGGUUCGAUUCCCAGCCAUGGCGUGUGUUCCUUCAGCAAGAAACUUUGUGCUGCACUCGACCCAGGUGAGGUGAAUGGGUACCCGGUACGAAGAUAUUCCUCGACUUCGGAAUUUAAUCCAAUUGUGCGCCCAAUCAAAAUAGAUUAUCUUUGUAUUUAUGUCUUGUUUAUAUUAAAGACCUUCUCAAGCCUUAGCCUUCUCAUAUCAAAUUACUAUGUAUAUAAAGCAAGUGCUCAAAUGGCUAAUUCAAAUGAAAAUAAAAACAUUACCAAGAGAGGGCGUUAGAUUUAAAAUUAAAUCCUAACUGCUGGAAAAUGCCAUACUAAAAUUUUAAUGGGUAAAAAUGAAUUCAAUGACUGCUACACUUUUGUAAUAUUGUAUUGUUAAAUGUAUAGUUCACACUACUGACCCUUUACCGAAGCUACAGACAGGGUAUAAGAACUUAGUGACAGAUUAACUUCAAACUUUGCUUGUGAAGAGGUAACAACAUCAUUGGUUUUGAGAUGUAUUAAGAUUGAAGGUCACAGACUGAAGUCAUUAUUUGCAUGAAGUUGGUUCUCAGGGUGACACGACAUUUGCUCCUGCGACAUUUGCUCCUGUCUUGAUAUCUCAGAGGGUGUAGGGCUAUAGAAUUAGGAUUGUAAUAGUUUAUGGUUCAGGAUAAUGUACAGUUCAUGGUUUAUUCAGUUUAGGUGGUUAGAUAUUAUGUUUGGCUUAACGUGCAGAUUUUCAUUCGGAGCAAUUGUCGCCGGAGCGAAUGUCAUGAAACCGAUUCUCAGAUCAGUGUGGCCUAUCCUCUGUAUCCAUAUCAUAUGCUUAUGAAUGUUAUGAUCAGAUUUGAUUUGGGAGGUCCCAGUGUCAAAAACAAACUAUUAAGUAUAACUACAGAGCUGUUCGGCAAAUCAUAUUCAAAUGAAGUGAAGAUGCAAUUAUGUAUAAUAUUUUAUAAUUUGAAUGUUAUAAUCUUGCAAUUCUGACUGCAUGCAGUUGAGAAUCUGUCCAUCGUUCUUAACUCUCACCCCCCCCCUUCAUUUCUAUCACUUAUUCUUCAUAUACUUAAUCAUUUUUAAAUUAUUUAUCUUGGCCUAAGUUAGAAUGCUAUUACAUCUCUACUUCUUCAGCAUGAAUUGCAUUUUAAAUGCAGGACCAUGCAACUAUUGUAUGUAUUCUUCAAGAUAUGACACCAUGACAAUUUUUGCAAUAA